Stegodyphus dumicola is the source of this 7045-nucleotide messenger RNA. RefSeq names its product calcium-activated potassium channel slo (gene slo). The record is from RefSeq and is a predicted model, not a curated record. Gene Ontology annotation, molecular function: large conductance calcium-activated potassium channel activity. Lineage: Eukaryota; Metazoa; Arthropoda; Arachnida; Araneae; Eresidae. Gene Ontology annotation, cellular component: postsynaptic membrane. Gene Ontology annotation, biological process: potassium ion transmembrane transport.
AUGGAGGUGGUGCUGGUGUUUCUUCUCAGUAUAGCUUCUUUAAUAAUUUAUUUCAUAGAUGCGUCCAGGGACAAAGUGGAGACAUGUCAUUCGUGGUCCGAAAAUACUACGCAGCAGAUUGACUUAGCACUCAAUAUAUUUUUUAUGGUCUACUUUUUUAUACGCUUUAUUGCUGCUAGCGACAAGUUGUGGUUCUUGCUGGAGCCUUAUUCAUUCGUGGAUUAUUUCACCAUUCCGCCCUCCUUCAUAUCCAUUUAUUUAGGAAGAACGUGGAUAGGCCUCCGUUUCACGAGGGCGCUGCGGCUCAUGUCUGUGCCGGACAUUCUACAGUACCUGAACGUGUUGAAGACAAGUUCAAGUAUUCGGCUGGCACAACUCAUAUCCAUCGUCAUCAGCGUCUGGCUUCUUGCAGCAGGUCUCAUACACUUGCUGGAAAAUUCAGGUGAUCCCUUACACUUUUCCAAUCCUCACGAGCUGACAUAUUGGGAGUGUGUUUACUUCCUGAUUGUCACCAUGUCCACGGUUGGCUACGGUGAUAUCUACUGCCAAACGACUCUAGGUAGAGGGUUCAUCGUCUUUUUUAUUCUCGUCGGGCUGGCUGUGUUCGCCAGCUGGAUACCAGAGAUCACUGAGCUGAUCGGACGCCCGUCCAAAUACGGAGGAGUCCUCAGAAAAGAAAGAGGCAAGAGACACAUCGUGGUGUGCGGGCACAUCAACUAUGACUCUGUGUCCUACUUCUUGAAAGACUUCCUUCACGAGGACAGGGAAGACGUCGAUGUUGAAGUCGUUUUCCUUCAUAGGAAACCUCCUGAUUUAGAGUUGGAGGGUCUCUUCAAGAGGCAUUUCACGACAGUCGAAUUUUUUCAAGGAACCGUCAUGAAUCCCGUGGAUUUGCAGAGAGUCAAGGUACAACAAGCGGACGCCUGCUUGGUGCUAGCGAACAAAUACUGUCAGGAUCCAGAUGCGGAAGACGCAGCCAACAUCAUGCGGGUAAUAUCCAUUAAGAACUUCUCGGACGACAUACGGGUUAUCAUACAGCUCAUGCAAUACCACAACAAGGCUUAUCUUCUGAAUAUCCCGAGCUGGAACUGGAAAAAUGGAGACGAUGUGAUAUGCUUAGCCGAACUGAAACUGGGUUUCAUUGCACAAAGUUGUUUGGCUCCAGGGUUUUCGACUAUGGUCGCCAAUCUCUUCGCAAUGAGAUCGUACAAAACGAGUCCGGAUACCCCCGCGUGGCAAAAUGAUUAUUUGUGUGGUACGGGCAUGGAAAUGUAUACGGAGACACUGUCAUCGUCUUUUGUGGGCAUGAGCUUUCCUCAGGCAGCUGAGCUGUGUUUUGUGAAGUUAAAGCUGUUGUUAUUGGCUAUCGAAAUCACCCACGAUGAUGGUCUGGAUUCCAAGAUCUCUAUCAACCCGAAAAGCCAAGUCAAGCUCACACCAGAUACGCAAGGGUUUUUCAUCGCUCAGUCUGCUGACGAAGUCAAGAGAGUUUGGUACUAUUGUAAGAACUGUCAUGAAGAUGUAAAAGAUGAAAAACAAAUUAAAAAAUGCAAGUGCAAAAAUCAGGAGAGGUUUAAGAGAAACGCCUGGGCUAUGCUGCUCUUUAGGAAGAAAACGACUUCUACUGCUGCUGUCCUGCCUCGAAAUGGUAGCCGCCAAAAGAGCCCUGGGAAAGUGAAUUCCAUGUCUUCUAUUACGUCUGCCAGGAAGAACAGGCAUAGCAGUGCAGGCAUCACGCCCACGCAAGCUGUCUCACGAGCAGUCAUACCAACUCCGACUCUUGCCUACGAAGUCAAGAAACUCAUGCCGACAGGAAGAAGUAGUUCCGGAAGUGUUACAGAACGACCUUUCGGCAUGAUGGCUGAAGACCAAGGCAAAGAUUUUGACUUCGAGAGAACAGAAAUGAAAUACGACUCGACGGGCAUGUUUCACUGGUGUCCGGCACGUUCUAUCGAAGACUGUAUUCUGGAUCGUAAUCAAGCUGCUAUGACUGUUCUUAACGGUCACGUGGUUCUGUGCCUAUUCGCCGACAAGGACUCACCUCUGAUUGGCCUUCGGAAUCUCGUGAUGCCUUUGCGAGCCAGCAAUUUCCACUACCAUGAGCUGAAGCACGUAGUAAUUGUCGGAAACGUGGAUUACCUCCGCAGAGAAUGGAAGAUGUUGCAGAAUUUGCCCAAGAUAUCAAUACUUAGUGGUUCACCGCUCAGCCGAGCUGACCUGCGGGCUGUGAAUAUCAAUUUAUGUGACAUGUGCGUCAUUCUGUCAGCGAAGAUUCCAAGUUCCGAAGACCCCACCUUGGCGGACAAGGAAGCCAUACUUGCCUCGCUUAACAUCAAAGCGAUGACCUUCGACGACACCAUUGGAGUCCUCACGCAUCAUGAAGCCGGUCGAGAGGGAAUGUCUCCAUUAGGAAGUCCAAUUGUCUUGCAGCGAAGAGGCUCCGUGUAUGGCACAAACGUUCCUCUUAUUACAGAACUCGUGAACGACACGAACGUUCAGUUCCUGGACCAAGACGACGACGAUGAUCCAGACACAGAGCUGUACCUAACACAACCAUUUGCAUGCGGCACGGCAUUUGCAGUGUCCGUUCUGGACUCGCUCAUGAGUACGACGUAUUUCAACGCCAAUGCCCUAACUCUGAUUCGUUCCUUGAUUACGGGUGGAGCCACGCCAGAAUUAGAACUGAUUCUUGCAGAAGGAGCUGGACUUCGAGGGGGAUAUAGCACUCCAGAGUCCCUGAACAACAGAGACCGAUGUCGUGUUGGCCAGAUAUCGCUCUCGGACGGACCACUGGCCAGCUAUGGAGACGGUGGAAAAUAUGGUGAUGUUUUUGUGGCAGCACUAAAGAAUUAUGGAAUGCUUUGCAUUGGCCUCUAUAGGUAUAGAGAUACCAGUUCAUCUUUUGAAGCCUCCACCAAGCGCUAUGUGAUAACAAAUCCACCAACAGAAUUUCCACUCAUACCCUCAGAUAAGAUAUUCGUCUUGAUGCAGUUCGACCCUGGCCUAGAAUACCAGCCGAAUCGAGGAGAGAGAGACGACAAUUCCUGACUCUUGUACUGCAGCGCCUUGACGGAUGGGCCUUACACUUUCCUCUGAAACACAAAAACUGAAGCCACAACUUCAAAACUCAGCUUUCGUCGCCGCUUCCAACACCACCUUCGGGUUGAUGUGUUUUCCGCCUUAAUUUCUGCAAAGCAGGUGCCACAUUGUGCAUUGCCAACCAACUCACCAAUAUCUCAGCCAAGAUACAUGGUUGGCAUUUGCUUCCGUUUAAUUAACUUGGAUUCAAGAAAGGAUCACUUCCAUCUUUGAUGGAAAGUUGUUAAUGUUGGCACAUUCUUUUACAUCGAAGCACUUACAUAUCCUACAUAAACACAAAAUUUAUGCUUAGAUAUAAAUAUUUUUCAUGUCUAUCUGGUACAUUAUGUUGUUAAUCUGGACAACAUUUCUUUGUAAAUUUUCAGCAUAUGAUGCGGAUGAUAUUUGGCACCCACAUGUGUCUUAAACGGAAAUCAGGCUGAAAUCAUUUGGCAUAGAAUUUACCUCGAGAGACUAGAAGUUCUUUGCGCAGUCACAUUCAAGAGUCACAUUCAUAUACUUUGUAGUGUUUCAUAUCAAUAACAAUAUUUACAUAAUAUUUGUAAAACUUGCUAAAUGCAACACAUAACUACGAAGACAGAACUUAAGAUUAAAUUCUGCAUAAAUUAAUAAUUUUUCUUAACUCAAAGAAAAGGGGGUGGAGAUUCUUUCUUAUACUUAAAAAUUUGUAAGAGUUCUAAAUGCUGCAGAGUUCCCUAGAAACGUUUUGAUGAAAAAUUUAGCUUCACGUUUCCUACUUCAUCAAUGAUUAUGAUUUGUAGCAGAAAGAGAACACAUAGCAUUGAAUAGAUUGUUCCUACAUUGCACAUUUAAUUUCAGUUAUUCAACAAAUCUCUCAACAUUUCUCUUCCAGCUUAGUUUCAAAUUUACACAUUAAAUUUUCAAACAUUCACUUCUUUUUAAUAAAAACAUUUUUCCAUAUAGUCAAUUUUGCAAGUACAAAAUCAUUUAAAAUAUUUUGUUUUAUUAUGGAUUAAUAAGUGUUUGUCUGCAGAAAUGCGAAAAGCCUUUUUAAGCAUACUGAAUGCUAAUGAAAAAGAAGCAGGAGUUCUAAAUAAGUUUUACAAAGUUUCAAAGUAAAAAAUUUUAGCAUAGAAUGUAAAAAGUAUAAGUAAAAGGAUGUUUUAAUAUACCAUCUGAAAUAAUGGAUAAUAACAGAUAUCAUGCUUGCAUAUUUUCUGUAUGAUUUUAAAUACAGCAUAUUUAUUAAAAAAAGAUAUGAAAUGUAAAACUGUUUUAACCACUUAAUUGUUUCAUUUUCCUGCCAUAUUGUGACCAAAAAUAAGCAUAUUUUUCAUAAACAAUUUUGUAAUUUAGUCAAUUGCAUGAAUUCAAAUCAGCAGUCAUAACUAUUACAAAUGUUGCAUUUAUUAAUUUAAGGUAAUUUAUAAUUAUGACGAAAUUAACGCAUUUUUACUUAAAGUUGGCUUUUUAUGAUGAAACUAUGGAACUGGAAAGAACACUUUGCAGGAGAUAACUGUGAAUGAAGUAAAUUUGCUGUGAAAUUACAGAAAUAUAAAUAAUUACAUUAACACAUUGUAAAAAGUAGCAGACUGAAAGCAUGUGAAAUGCUUAAUAAAUUGCAAUACAAUAUCAAUGCUUAGAAUUCUUUAUGUAAUAAAAUAAUAGUGUCCUCUAGUAGUAGGUAAAAUUUAGAAGAAAGAAUCGAUUAAAAUAACUGCACUGAAGUAAAGCAGAGUAAAAAUCAGUAUAACAGUUUGUUCGCAAUUAUGGAUUUUGUAGAAAUUUUCAUUACAAUUCAUAGUUUGCAAUAAAAAGAAUUUUUCUUUAUAAUUUUAGUAAACCUUUAAAUAAUGCAUUGUAUGAAGCAUAAAAUGUAUAGAUAAUAAUGCUAAAAUUUAUAGAGAUUUAAAAAUAAAUUCAUAAAAUUUAUAGAUUUAAAAAUAACUACAACUUCAAAUAAAAUUUAGAGUAGUAAUUUUCAAUUAGUAUAUUAUUACAAUUUAAUAUAUAUUAUGCAUGAAUUUCAUUACAGUUGUAACUUAAUAAAUUGAUACUUUUUAAGUUGCAAGUUUUAGAUAAGAUGCAACUUUAAUGAAAUAAUUUCCAGAGUUCAUAAUCAUAUUGUUAAAAUAUAUUUUAAAUUACAAAAGGUUUUCUUACCUGUAUGUCUUUUACUAUUUUUAUUAAUGGUAUAGAUUUCCAGUUUUGGAAAAUUAAUCUAAAAUCUGAACAUUUCUUUUUUUAAUCAAAUUCUUUUUAAUUAAAUUCCAAUGUUAUUAAAGCAUAAAUAAUAGUGUCCUCUACAUGGAAGAUAACUAUUACAAUAGAGAGGUUUUAAACACAAAAUAUACAAAUAAAUUAGUUCUUAAGAAAUAUUUCUUUUAAAUUCAAAUUGCUUAGUUAAUAGCAUUAACAAAAUAUGCAACAUAACUUACAUAAAAAUUGCUUCCACUUUUUCAGAAAAUUCCAAUUUUACUAAGGUUUUUAUUUUGUGGUUAAUUUAAAGAAAAUCUGAAGUUUAACUGGAGGCUUGAUGUCUCAUUAAUAUGCUUUAAAUGUUUCAAAUGUAAUUAACUUUAAUCUUUAAUUCAUGAAAUUUUGAUAGGUUGUUAUGAAAAAAUAAAAUUAUCACUUAACCCUCUGAGUGGCAUGGGCUUUUGGAUCUGUUAUGAAGACCUGCAUUUAAAGAGCCUUUAUUAGCUAAAUAAUAUGUAUAUUUAUUUACCUAUUGUAUCUAUUUUCAUAAACUUACAUUCAUCAAAAUGGCAUUGAAGAAAGAAGCAAAACAUCUUAAAUUAUAAGCUAAUAUAUAACAAGUGACCAAAAAUCUCAUGACUGGAUAAAGCUGGUCAUGGUGCUCAGAGGGUUAAAAUACAUUAAUGAACUUUUUAAAUAUCAGAAAUAAAUGCAAAAUAAUAGCUUCACAGAUCUUGCAAGUUAUAACUUCUAAAAUACAGUAAAAUCCCAAACAGAUGAGGGAGCCUUUUCAAACAUAUCUGACUCAAUUUUGACAAUUAAAGGCAUAAAUAAACACAGCUAAGAUUUUUAAAAGCAUGCAUACCACUGCAACUGUAUACCAAUAUCUGCGUAUUUCGAUAUUUGUAUUUAUAUAUUUUACAUACCCGCGCAAUUAAAUACGAGUAAUCUUUUUUGGAAUUUUUUCGUGCAACACUUACCUAUAUGCAUCUUGCCACAGUUUCAUAGCAAUACAUAUGAGUGCCAUUUUUUACAGAGAGAUGUUACAUUUCUUUGAAAUGAGAUCACUAACUUUCACUAUAAAACACAUAUUUACAUCUACAGGAUGAAACAAUAAAGUUGAUGUAAAAAAAUUUAAAUGAUUUUUGAGCCUCCCAAAUUAACAUUAUUAUUUUUCCCUCAUCACUUCAAUUUUAAGCAGGAUUUUACUGUAUUCACAAAAUAUUCUACAAUCACAUACUGCCAUUUGUAUUAACACUUAAUUCAGCUUUUUUGGUUCCUGUCAAUGCAUCUAUUACGCAAAUAUAUUUAUAGAUUAUUUUCCUUUUACUUUAGAUCCAUGAAAUUAUUUAACUCUCAGUUUUGUCAAACAAUUUCAGAUUAAUAUUGCUUAUUUUGACAAAGAAAAACCAAAGUUGUUUUAAAUAAAAGCAUAAACUUUACUUAAUAAAAUUCCUGCUUCUGAGGGGUACGAAGCUCCAGAUUUAUGAAAACAAUUAGCACAUGCAAAAUAUUGUUUUUGUUCUUGUGCUUUAAAUGUCUGAAAUACAGAUAAAUAUAUAACCUUAAGGCAUACAAAUUUAAUGUAAAUCAACUAUCCAUGAUUUGGGAAUUUUUUUAUUGCUUGGUUCUUUUCAAAGAUUAAAUAUUCACUGUUGCUUGUACUCGCUGUGACAAAUUAUGGUUCUCCAGAUGGAGAAAUUUUAUUGAUAAGUUUGAAUAACAAACGAAUUUCAUGGUAUUAUGUGCUUUAAAUCCUUUAUAAUAAAGUUUAUAUUAAAAACAG